Molecule: messenger RNA, 2799 nt
Organism: Octopus sinensis (East Asian common octopus)
Lineage: Eukaryota; Metazoa; Mollusca; Cephalopoda; Octopoda; Octopodidae
Product: breast cancer type 1 susceptibility protein homolog
Exons: 14
Coding region: 718-2535 (605 amino acids)
Biological process (GO): mitotic cell cycle
Source: RefSeq, a predicted model, not a curated record
AACUAAAAUAUGGUAUUUUGAUACUUGUCAUAUUACAGACAGAUUGUUAAUAGAACUUUUCAAAGAAGCUGACUAAAGUGAUAUGGCGCUACUUUCAAAUACCUUGUAUUUGCCGAUAUUUUUAUUUUUAUUUUAAAUGAAGACCGCGCUUUCCAGUCCUGAAUAAGAACAAUGAUGUAUUAUCUGGCUAAUUCGGAAGAAAAUGUAAUGUUUACGUAUGGAAUUUCCUUCCUUCAAAUCUACUGUUGUUGACACGUGCUUUUCUCUGUGGAUCAAAGGAAAACUUCCCAUGUUAUUUCCACGUGAGAAAUCAAUUCCAAAUGUUGAUUUAUCUAAGUCUGCUAUGAUGGAAAGUUUGGAGGAUACCAAAGCAAAACAUGAAGUUCUUGAAGAAGUGGUGGCUUAUGUGGAAGUGAGGUCCAAAAAUGAGAAUCGCAGUAGAGAAGUCGCCAUAGAACUGGAGAAACUAGGUGCCCGCAUUUCACCUAAGCUAAAUAAAGAAGUCACCCAUGUUAUAUUCAAAGAUGGAACCAAACGAACAUGGGACCGUGCCAAGAAGCUUGGUAUCCCACUGGUGUCGGUUUUGUGGGUGGAUAGUUGCAAAAGAAGCCUACAGCAUGCAGAUGAAGAGACAUUCCUUGUCAGCACACCACGUAAUAUAUUGGAAGCAGAAAUUGUUAGUAUAUUUCCCAAGAAACAACCAAGAAGUUUCGAUCCAUGCAGCCCAAGAACUUGAAUGAGGAGUUUGAAGACAGUUCCCAGCGAUGCCGUCGUCGAAGGAAGCGUUCUCAUAAAACAAAUGAGCAACAAAAUUCUAGUCUGAGUGAUGUUUAUUUCACGCCUGUCUCAGAUUUCAAACAAAAUGUACCCCGUUUAACUACACCCCCGAGCAUGAAGGAAAGACUCCUUGAAUACAACCGAAGCCAAGAUGACACCCCUAUUUGCCAUCGUUCUUUCCAGAAACUGGUCUUCAAUGAUGGUUCUGAUGUAGAGAACAGCAGCCCUUCUGAAGACAAAGAAAUGUUGAAGACUGAGUGUUUUAAGCUACAUAAUUCUGAUGGCUCCACUCAACAGGACAGUUUAGCUUCAGCAUCUUAUCUCUCUAUCAGUAAUCAAAUGUCUUUUGUUCCCACCAAGUCAUCCAAUCUUAUUUGUCUGCCAAAUCAACUCGACGUUUUAAAUGGCACGAAACAGAAUCCUAAAGCAGUAAGUGAAGUCGAUCAACUGGAUCAAAAUGCCAAAGUAAAUGUCAGUCCAGGUUCACCAAUGAAGUCAUCGAUUUCCUGUUCCAUUAUGUCUUCAUCAUUAGAUGUGAAAUCUGCUGAAAAUUCCUCUCCAGAUAUUAGUGAUGUUCCUGAGGAUGGUACUGUGAAUGUGGGCAGUACUGUCUUCAAGGAAGCCGAUAUUUUCAGUAACAGUCCUAUUGAAAAUCUGACUAGUCCAUUACUAUCAAGUGACUGUGACACAAGUUUGACUAGCUACAAAAGAUCUCAGAGGAUUUCUAGACGGAAAUUUGCUCACAGAGAGACAAUGCAUAUACUUGGUAUUAGUGAUGAAGAGCAUGCCUCAUCUAAAACAACUAGUUUAUCAAAUGCUAACAUUCCAUCUUAUAGAACUGAUGAUGUAGGUACUAACAUAUCUAGUUUCACUGUAAAGCAGGAGGAAGUAUUGGUAAAUGGAAACACAGAAAGCUCAAACAACCUAUCUUCCUUGUUGUCAUGGAAGAGUGCGGGAAGUUUUGAUGAUUCUCAAGAGAGUAAAGCUUGGGAGAUGGAGUCACAACAGAAGGAAAUUGAGAAAGAGAAACAAAUCAGAGAGUUGCAACAGACAUCUACCUCUUGCUUGGACCAGUCAGAGACUAUUAUCUCAGAUGACCAAACUCUUGGGCCCAGAGUCAAGCGAAGGAAACUUGACUUCCCUAUUACUGUGUCUCUGAUUACAAGGAACCUUCGACCUGUCAAGAAAUAUUUGGUGAUGACCAGUUUGUCUACCUCAGAUCAAGAAAUGGUGAAAUCUGUAGCCAAAACCCUGGGUGAAUGCGUAAUCAGUGACAAUGUGAAGAAGUCCACGACACAUGUAAUCUGUGGUAUGCCUAGGCGUACACUCAACGUGCUCUUUGCUCUUUCUCAGGGAUGCUGGCUUGUCAGUAAAGAAUGGGUGUCAGCAUCAAUGGAGGCUGGCUGUUGGUUGGAUGAAAAUAAAUUUGAGUUGGUUGCUAGCUAUCCUGUGGCCCAGUUAUAUCGUGAACAGAAGCAGCUCAACUCUGGCCCUAAAGUGUUCGAUAAGUGUGGGAGUAUCUAUGUCUCUGCUGUUAAGGCUCCACCAAAGAAGGAUCUGAUUCAGUUAUUGCAGCUGUGUGGAGGAAAAGUGAAGAACACCAUAUGUAAUGCUAGUAUCUAUAUUGGUGAGGAGUAUCAUCCAUCCAUGAUUAGUGUUACUCCUCUUUGGAUAUUUGAUUCCAUCAGUUCAGGAACAGCUUUGCCUUUCGAUGACUACAUGCUUGGCCAACCAAAACCACCAAGUCCAGAAUAUUAGAUGCCAGAAUCAGAUUAAUGCCACAGUUCAGUGGUAUAUUUUUAACCACAGUAGCAGUAUUUGUGUGUGGAACUGAAAAAAGAAAACCCCUCUAUUUGUUGAGUUCUAUCAACAGUUUUAGACGAUUUUGCUAAAGUGUAACACAGGCUGUUUAAAAAUGCAUACAGACUUUACAGUAUUUAUAUAAGUAGUGUGUAGAGAGAAUUUUUAAAGACUCUCCUUAUAGAUCACCUUAUUUUAAACAUAAAUGACUUUGUGUGAUAA